Molecule: messenger RNA, 1348 nt
Organism: Wyeomyia smithii (pitcher-plant mosquito)
Lineage: Eukaryota; Metazoa; Arthropoda; Insecta; Diptera; Culicidae
Gene: NiPp1
Product: nuclear inhibitor of protein phosphatase 1
Exons: 7
Coding region: 212-1303 (363 amino acids)
Cellular component (GO): nuclear speck
Molecular function (GO): protein binding; protein serine/threonine phosphatase inhibitor activity; mRNA binding
Source: RefSeq, a predicted model, not a curated record
UUGUUCGAGACCAUGGUAAAUGUCAAAACUUGUACUCAAACGAAAUACAUAUUAUUGAUAUCAGUAAAAUAUUCAUCAUUAAAAAGCAUUUAUCGGAAAAAUGUGUAAUAUUAUUGUUGAUUCUAUUCGCCAGUUGUGAAAAGGCGUUGACAAGCACUAUCGUGUUUUCAAUAAUUUGAAUAAAUACCUAUGAGUGUCCAUUUUACGAGCCAUGUCCAAUCACUAUGAAAUUCCGUCUUGGGCCGGAAAGCCGCCAACUGGACUACAUUUAGAUGUGAUGAAAGAUGAUAAGCUAAUUCAGAAACUUAUGAUAGAUGAGAAAAAAUGCUAUCUUUUCGGACGUAAUCCCCAGAUGAACGAUUUUUGUAUUGAUCAUGCGUCGUGUUCAAGAGUGCAUGCGGCUUUCGUAUACCACAAACAUCUCAAUAUUGCCUACUUGGUGGACCUAGGCUCAACACAUGGAACAUAUAUCGGUUCUGUUCGGUUGGAAUCACACAAGCCGACGCAGCUACAGAUUAACUCUCAAUUUCAUUUUGGAGCAUCCACUAGGCAUUAUAUGCUAAGAGAACGACCAACAGUUGGCUCGCGAUCAAACAUUAUGGAAGAUAUACCAAUGAUGGACACCAGUGAUGGAACGUAUUUAGGUCUACCAGAAAGUCAAACCGAACUGGAUAACUUGACAGAAUACAACACUGCUCACAACAGACGUAUUUCGAUGUUAGGUAUCGCGGAUGAGACUACUAGCUUCAAAAAGAAUAUGAAAAAUAAGCGCAAACGAAAAGGCGUGCAGUUUAAUGAAGACGAAAUCAUCAUCAAUCCUGAGGAUAUUGAUCCAAGUAUUGGACGCUUUCGGAACCUCAUCCAGUCGACAGUGGUUCCAGUUGCAGCAAAAAGGACAAAAUUCGACAUCAACUCUAUGGGUUUGUCGUCCUUACCAUCUUCUGGAAAAUCAAUUCAGCACACACAUAGUUUGGUACCAAGUUUGUACCAUGGUAUCGACGAUCACGUAAGUGAUAGUAGAGCUAAUGUAGGAGCAACUGCUACUCCUGGAUUUAGCUUCGACAUGGACACGACUCCUAGCGGAUUGACCUCAAAGUUAGGUAUUAUUUUACCCAAUCCGGCACCAGAUGUCAAUCCAAGUAGUGUGAGUUCCUCAAUGAUGCCACCUCCACUGUACAACACCAGCACUCCCAAGAACGUCAAAAUUGUUGAAAAUCCGGACGUAUCAGAUGAGCCGAAGAAGAAAAAAUACGCAAAGGAACAGUGGCCGGGACGAAAACCACUUGGAUUAGGAGGAUUUUAAAAAUCUUUUUGCAAAUAUGUAUGUUACAGUGAACAUUAUUCGGCU